AUGGCUUUCAUGCUCAGACGUCCUUUUGCUGUUUCGACAGCUCUAAAGGAGGUCUCCAAGGCCUCCCACAAUCCUGUCCGCUUCCUUCACAACACUCCCAUCAAACCCGCUUCAGCUCCCAAGGCAUCGACAUCUGCGCCAUCGUCCAUCUUCGGCCGCUCUAGACAGACUUUCCAGGAUGCUUUCCGCCGGACGUACAUGCAGCCCGCUUACGGCGUCCCCCAGGGUGGCAACCUUACUCAGAGACUGCUCUACGGAGCUGCCAUCGUCGGAGGAACAGUCGUCGCUGCGAACUUGAUCUUCAACCGCGAAACGAGAGAGGAUGGCGGAAUGCCUCCUUACGAACGGAGCUACCUGAAUGACACUUUCCUGCACACCGGUCUGGGAGUCGGUAUCAUUGCAAUUGCCGCGAGAGCGUUGCACGCCAACGGCUGGUCGUUCCGUCUGAUGGCUACCAACCCGUGGGCUGUGGCCGGUCUCGGUCUGGUUGCCAGCAUUGGUACCAUGUACGGCACUCUCUACACUUCUCCUGACAACUAUAUCGCAAAGUACGCCCUUUGGGGUGCCUUUAACGUGACCCAGGCUGCUCUUCUGUCCCCGCUGAUGUUCGUCAACCCGGCUAUCCUUGCUCGCGCUGGUCUCUACACCGUUGGAAUGAUGGGCUCGAUCGCUUUCGUCGGUGCCACCGCGAAACAGGAGAAGUACCUGUACCUUGGCGGUCCCCUUCUUGCCGGUGUCACCAUCGUUGCUCUCUCCGGUCUCGCUCCUCUGGUCCUUCCCGCCACCGCUGCCCGCACUCUGAUGUGGUCUGAGCGUAUCUGGCUGUAUGGUGGUCUUGCUGUCUUCGGUGGCUUCACCCUCUACGACAUCCAGAAGAUCUUGCACCACGCGCGUCUUGCCGAGCGUGGCAUUGUCAGGAGGGACGUUGUCAACGAGAGCAUCAGUCUGGAGCUUGACUUCCUGAAUAUCUUCAUCCGCAUGGUCCAGAUCCUGGGCAUGCAGCGCCAGAACCGCAAGUGA
Paecilomyces variotii is the source of this 1020-nucleotide messenger RNA. Its product is annotated as inhibitor of apoptosis-promoting Bax1-domain-containing protein. Lineage: Eukaryota; Fungi; Ascomycota; Eurotiomycetes; Eurotiales; Thermoascaceae. The record is from RefSeq and is a predicted model, not a curated record. The transcript has 2 exons. Gene Ontology annotation, cellular component: mitochondrial inner membrane. Bases 1 to 1020 code for a protein of 339 amino acids.